AUGACCGAGAUUCGCGGUACAGGUGGCAUGAUGACCCAGGCCGAAGAAGGCAUGAAGCUCUUCGAGGCGCAGCAAGGUACUGCCGCGGAGGUGGAUAAGGAUGCCGCCAACAAGUACAAGCAGGAAGUGGAAGCACGCAUCGCCUCCCUGGAGAACGAAGCGAACCUCUUGACGGGCAAGGACAAGAAGAAGGAACGUGCCGCGAAAGGUAAGGAGGUGGCCGAAUUGAAAGGAGAACAGCAAUACGUGGACGCCUGCAAGAUCGUCAAAGGCCUGGAGCCGAAGUUCGGAUACUUCGUGACCAAGGCUGCCGAGGCCCCAAAGGCGCUGGAGACACCGACACCGGAGGUGGAGGAAGUGAAGCCGGACAAGGCCAAGAAGGACAGCAAGAAGGAGCCCAAGAAGGAAAGUGCCGGUCUGAGCCCUGCCGAGACCAAGGAUUUGCGCCAAGGGAUGGCAUGGGAUGGCAUGAGGGCUGAAGAUGUGGAGUUGGAGGAUUUGAAGCAGCAAAUUGUCGAGCGCAAGGCCAUUCUGAAGGAGCAGGGCAUGAGUGGCGGCCAACAGAACAAGGACGAAGAGGUGGUGAAGAUGGUCGCCCGGAUGAACGAGCUCAAGGAGAAGCAGGACCCAGGCAGCACUAAGAAGGAGAAGGAUGGAAAGAAGGACUCCAAGAAGAAGACACCUUUGAGCGCCGAGGAGCAGAAAGAGUUCGCUCAGCUGCAGAACGAGAUCGAGAUCUACAAGGCCAAAUUGAGAAGCGAGUUCGGCUACAGUGUUUUUUUGUUUUGCAAAGCCACCUGCCCGUUCUCGCGCUCCGCAGCUGCCUGGCUCAACCCCACAUUUGCUCGUACGACGUGGUCGGAGGCUCGAUAUGUGGCUUUGGAUGACUUGAAGCACUUCGCCAAGGAGCCUGACACGGAGGCAGAGGUCUCACGGAUUUCGUUGGACGAGAUGCUCGAGACGUCCACGGAUGGCGACAAGGCGCGACAGGGCCCCGCGCGGAAGCUCUUCAACAAACGACGCACCCGGAGCAUCUUGAGAGAAAUGGCGUUCAAAGAAUUCUUGGCUGAACAUGACUUCCCUUCCGAUGACGUCAACGAGCCACGAUACAUUGAUGCUGGGCACCGCUGGUUUGGCCUUCUCACCCGAUACGAAACGGCACCUUGGAGAGCGUCAGAGCUGUUGAUGGUGGAUGUGGUGUAUCCAGUGCACGUUGCUGCGGCCCUGGGAAAUCACGAAAUGCUUCGCAUGCUGCUGAGAGCCGGCGCCAAUCCAAACCAAAAGACGUCCAAAGGCAGCACCGCCUUGGACUUUGCCCAGAUCGCCAACCGAGAUGGCUCCCACGAUCAAGUCUUGGCCCUUCUGAAGAGUCCAGUCAAGCUCCUGCGAGCGCGGGACGUACUGAGUUUGAAGGCCCUGAUUCUACGGGCGCACCGGCGCACCACCUUCUAUGAUACUUGCAGUGCUGGUCAGGUUGUUAGCCCGACGGAAGCAAAGAAGGAGAGCUUUAAGAACUUGGGGCAUGGGCUUCACACGCAAUGGGGCUUCACAAGCAAUGCGGCUGGCUUGGACACCAGGAUCACCCCCGUGGUUGGUGGUUUCAAAGUGCCAACGAUGGCCGGUGCACAUUCCGACAUUUCCAGAAUUUCAAUGCACGCCGACAUUCAUGAAGGGCAAGAAGCCCUGCAUCUGAAGGCAAGCGAGUCUGACGAGCUGGAGGUGAUGCAGAUUGGAACGCUGCAGGAGAUUCAGGCCCGGAUGCUAUUUCAGAAACGACGCACGAAGAGCUUGGAAAAGGAACAGGAGUUGCUGAACUUUUUGGCCCACUAUGACUUCUCCGAUGAUGUCAACAUGCCUCGAGUGGUCAAGAAUGGUUGCUUUCUUUCCAAACCUCAGAAGGUCUACCCUGUUCACAUGGCGGCCGCGGCGGGAGACCACAAAAUCCUUCGUUUGCUGCUGCGGGCGGGUGCCGACCCGAAGCAGAAGACAUCCAAAGGUGCAGAUGCCUUGGAGAUUGCACAGUAUGCCAACAGGCGUGGCUCCCACGAUCAAGUUGUUGCGCUGCUGACAACUGAAGUGAAACUCCUUAGCGCGCGCGAGGCCUUGAACCUAAAGGUUGACAGCCGCAAGGUGUGGGUGGGGAGCUCGAGCAGCUCGAGCUGUUCUUGCACUGGAGUGAAGGAGACUGGGGAACUGAUGGCAGGAGAAGCUGCCGCUCUCAAGGGACAGGCGCAUAGAAAUGCUGUGAUUGCUGGAGGCUUCAAAUGGAUUUUGCGCGGAGAGCGUGACUUCCACAGCAAGCGGCUCGGACACCAGGUCCGAGUGGCCCUGGGACAGGCUGCUCUGCCACGGCUGAUUGAUUUUCGUAACAAGGACAUGAAAGCCGAUCCUGAUCUCAAGGACAUGGAGGCCCGUUUGGCAGCUUUCGAGAAGAGAAGUUGA
Cladocopium goreaui is the source of this 2442-nucleotide messenger RNA. The record is from the annotation of a GenBank genome assembly. NCBI's taxonomy places the organism in Eukaryota, Dinophyceae, Suessiales, Symbiodiniaceae.